CUGCUCCUGGCUGAGCUUCCCCCACCGUGCACCACCACCACAUGCCACCUCACAGCUACGGCAGCAAGCCAAAAUACCUCACCGCCGUCGCCGCAACUGAUCACACAACAAGAUACCCACCGGUCAUGGCUCCUGCCACAUCGUCCUGUGCCGUCCUUCGCUUCGUCGCCGACGAGGCGGCACUGCCGGAGACACUCCAUGUCGUGCGGCUGCAGCGGCUCCGCCUUCGCCGCGCAGCGGAGGGAUGCCUCGACCCCAUCGCCGAGGAGGAGGAAUACGCUGGCACCAGCAGCACAAGCGGCGGCCAAGACGACGACGACGCCCCCGCCUGCUCGCCCAGCGCCCACGGCGGCAGCAGCGGCGCCGUCGACCUUGCCCAGUGUCGUCGUCGAUAGGCCGGAGCUAUUAGACACAGUGUUUAGUAGUACUAGCAGAGUCGACCUCCUCUGUAGCUGUGGUGUGUGGAUGUACCAUAAUACGGUGCAGUUCAUGCGUGCGUGCUGUAAUUAGUCCAUGUCCAUCCAUGAAUUGAUGAUGCGAGCUGCUUAGUUUGAUGCCCAACAA
Messenger RNA from Triticum dicoccoides, 564 nucleotides. RefSeq lists its product as uncharacterized. The transcript has a single exon. The coding region runs from base 42 to 395 and encodes 117 amino acids. Lineage: Eukaryota; Viridiplantae; Streptophyta; Magnoliopsida; Poales; Poaceae. The record is from RefSeq and is a predicted model, not a curated record.